AUGAUCCAGUUGAUCUUAUAUUUUAUUUUCAAUUUUCUUGGAUUUUUGGUGUUUUAUAAGCUGUGGUUAUUGCUGGAUAAGGUAAUACUUCGUUUUAUGCAUUUUAAUUUUUUUUUCAGCCAGAGCCUUAUGACUACACGACAAUUCCGGGACUAAAAUGCAAGGAGCUUGGUAUGAAGAGGGCUGACAUUCAACUCGCAGUAAAAAAAGGACAGCGGAUUAAUGAAUUAUCUGACUCCGUCGGAAAUCUAGCUGAUAUAAAAGAGCAUUCAACGGUAUCAGACUUUUUGAACUAUCUCAACGUUACGUUUGGCGCAUUAUCAGCGUUUUAUUGGGGACCAAGGUAUGUGGUCACCAUCACUGAUAAACAUACGUUGGAACAGUUGAGAGCUCACCGUGAACAUCUUGGUGGGCAAUCUUAAUUGUCUUGCUCGGUAACGAGAAUGUAUUAUAAAUAUGUAUAAUUUUAGUUCCACUAAACUACUUCGCAUUUGCUUCGGUAUUACUAAACGACGAAAACUUGCUGGAUGUCAGUAAAGCAAACGAAGUUAAUCUGUCAUACCAACACGCGCUAUUCCACAAUUAUAAUUCUUUAUGCGAUUCAGAAACUGUGUUAUCUGUUACAAAGAAGCGGCUAGAGGUUUACGAUAACAUUAUCGUGUUAAUGUUUGACAUUGAAAUCGAGCUCAACGCCCAUCCAAUACCAGAAAAUGUAAGAGAACGUCGAUUUUCAUCGGUCAUUCUUUUGCAUUUAGAUGAUAAUCUUUGCUUUCAGAUACCGCUGCUUUGCGAUAUGGCUCUUAUUUUACAAAAUUGCCCAAAAUCAGAGGUAGAAUGGUUCGAAGAUUUUUUGAGGAUACCAAAUUAG
This is a messenger RNA of Bursaphelenchus xylophilus (pine wood nematode), 868 nucleotides long. NCBI's taxonomy places the organism in Eukaryota, Metazoa, Nematoda, Chromadorea, Rhabditida, Aphelenchoididae. The record is from the annotation of a GenBank genome assembly.